This is a messenger RNA of Sorex araneus (European shrew), 2883 nucleotides long. RefSeq names its product potassium two pore domain channel subfamily K member 13 (gene KCNK13). NCBI's taxonomy places the organism in Eukaryota, Metazoa, Chordata, Mammalia, Eulipotyphla, Soricidae. Bases 917 to 2140 code for a protein of 407 amino acids. Gene Ontology annotation, molecular function: potassium ion leak channel activity. The transcript has 2 exons. Gene Ontology annotation, cellular component: membrane. The record is from RefSeq and is a predicted model, not a curated record. Gene Ontology annotation, biological process: stabilization of membrane potential; potassium ion transmembrane transport.
CUUGGGGAGGGCGCGCACUGGGCGCGGAGCAGCGCGGCCGAGCCCACAUGGAGGGGCUGGCACGCUCGGGGGUCGCCGUGCGCUCGCUCCGGCCUCCGGGCCUGGGUGGCCUAAGGCGGAGCCCAGGCUGGAGCCGACACGUGGGGGCGGAAGACGCCCCCGCGCGGGACCCCGGGGCCGGGAACGUUCCGGUCCGGGGAAGGCGAGGGAGCCGGCCGGGGGCGGCCAACUUCCCUCGCCUGCUCGCGCCAACUCCCACUCGGCUCUCCUCCUUGCAGCGCGCCCGCAGGGAGGCCGGAACCCGGGUGGGGGGGCGCAGCGUGGCACAGACCACCCCAACCCCACCUCUCGGGUGCCCGCUCCCGCGUCUCGGCUUGGGGACCCGGGCCGGGGAUUGAGCCUCCGUCCCAGCCUGCGAGACCCCGCGCCCCGCGUCCGCUCUGCGCCUGGAAGCGCCAAGAUCCCCAAGACGGAGACCUCGGGGCCCCCGGACGUGGGCCGGGGAGGAGAGUCGAGUCGGCCCGGGUUGGCCUUGAACACGCCGCCACGCCCCCUCCUGCCCUGGCCACGCGGGGCAGGGCGUGGGCUCGGAGCGGGCUCGGCAGCCGGGCGCGGAGCAGACGCCGGCUGGGCGCGCGGCCCCUCGGAUCCGCCGGUGCUCCGGAGCCCCCCGCGGCGGCCGGGAUGACGGCGCCUCGGCGGAGGUGAAAGCCGGGGGGGGGGCCGGGGAAGGGUGGUGGACACGGGGGGCCGGCGCGCCCCGAUCGGCGGCGUUGGCGGCGGCGUUGGCGGCGGCGUUGGCCCGGGGAGCUGCCCAACGGGCAUGGGCACGGCGGGCGCCGCGCGUCCCGGGCCCGGCUGAGCUGAGCGCCGCGCCCCGCGCCCGCCCGGGAGGGCACCCUCGAGGGGCCGGGCCAUGGCCGGCCGGGGCUGCGGCUGCUGCCCGGGCCACCUGAACGAGGACAACGCGCGCUGCCUGCUGCUGGCCGCGCUCCUCGCGCUCUACCUGCUGGGCGGCGCCGCCGUGUUCUCGGCGCUGGAGCGCGCGCCCGAGCGCCAGGCCAAGCAGCGCUGGGAGGGUCGCCUGGCCAACUUCAGCCGCAGCCACAACGUGAGCCGCGAGCAGCUGCGCGCCUUCCUGCGCCACUACGAGGAGGCCGCCGAGGCCGGCAUCCGCGUGGACAGCGUGCGGCCGCGCUGGGACUUCACGGGCGCCUUCUACUUCGUGGGCACCGUCGUGACCACCAUAGGGUUCGGCAUGACAACACCCACGACGGUCGAGGGGAAAAUCUUUCUGAUCUUCUACGGCCUCGUGGGCUGCGCCAGCACCAUCCUGUUCUUCAACCUCUUCCUAGAGCGCCUCAUCACCGUCAUCGCCUACGUCAUGAAGUCGUGCCACCAGCGGCAGCUGCGGAGACAGGGGGCUCUGCCCCCGGAGAGCCCCGCCAAGCCGGGAGCGGCCCGCGCCGACGGCCCGAGCGCCUGGAAGCCCUCGGUGUACUACGUUGUGCUGAUCCUGUGCGUGGCCUCGCUCCUCGUGUCCUGCUGCGCCUCGGCCAUGUACGCCGCCUUCGAGGGCUGGACCUACCUGGACUCGCUUUACUUCUGCUUCGUGGCCUUCAGCACCAUCGGCUUCGGGGACCUGGUCAGCAGCCAGAACGCCAAGUAUGACAGCCAGGAGCUCUACCGCCUGGCCAACUUCAUCUUCAUCCUCAUGGGCGUUUGCUGCAUCUACUCCCUCUUCAACGUCAUCGCCAUCCUCAUCAAACAGCUGGUGAACUGGAUCCUGCGGAAGCUGGAGGGGAGGUGCUGCCGCCUGGGCCCCGGGGGGUUCCUGCAGACGCGCAGGAACGCCGUGACCCCGGGCCACUUGCACAACCGCGGGAACAUCUCCAUCGACACGGACGGGGUGCUGGAGAGUGACACGGACGGGCGGCGGCUGUCCGGGGAGAUGAUCUCCAUGAAGGACUUCCUGGCCACCAACAAGGUCUCGCUGGCCAUCCUGCAGAAGCAGCUGUCGGACACGGCCAACGGCUACCCGCACCAUCCCGGCUCACUGUCCCAGGACGAGUUCUCGGGCGGGGUGGGAGCCCUGGCUAUUAUGAACAACAGGCUGGCGGAGACCAGUGGGGACAGGUAGAUGCCAGGGGUCAGCCCUGGGCACGCGGGCCCUGGGGAGGGGGCUGUGGACCAACGGGCUGUCCUCCGGCCCCACUCUGCAGCCUGUUUUCUGAAACCUCCAGCCCAGCGUCAGAAAGCUCCUCUCCGGGCCCCAGCCACGAGUGGGCAGCCGGCAGGGCGGGCACCUGAGGCUUCCAUGCCCAUCUCCCAGUCUCCAUCCCUCACACCCAAGUCCAGUCUUUCUACAAGAAUCACAAAAGCAUCCACAUCGCUCAGUGGCCUCAGCCCCGGGAUUCUGACUGGCACGGGAGGGAGCCCGGUGGCCCGCCAGGCUCUGGCCCUCACUGGAAAGCAAGAUCCUCAAGCUCCUACUUUCCUCCCUGGAACUCUGGAUGGCUGAAGCCGCCCCUGCAGAAGACGCCAAAGCAGGGCGUUGCUGGACGCGGCGCGUGCGCUCGCCUUUUGUUGGGCUUCUUCCGAGCAGGCUUGUCAGUGGUCCCAACGCGAGGGAGACCAUCUGUUCUCUGCAUCCUGCUUCUCCAUUCUUGUAUUUUUAGGAGCAAGGUGUCCGUGGGAGACCAGGCGGUAAGAGAACCAAGCUUGGCUGCAGUUCCUUAAGCCUCAACCAGGCGGUAGGAGAAAUUAACUUGUGUAACUCAAGAAGAGUUUGGUUGCAGAAACGGUCAUUUUUUUUUUACCGCUCUGCAAUAAUGGCUAUUUAUUUAAAAAGAACAUUUAAUAAAUGCUCAUUUUAUUAACUAA